Melopsittacus undulatus (budgerigar) is the source of this 2607-nucleotide messenger RNA. It is a transcript of the gene HAL, whose product is annotated as histidine ammonia-lyase. The coding region runs from base 18 to 1997 and encodes 659 amino acids. NCBI's taxonomy places the organism in Eukaryota, Metazoa, Chordata, Aves, Psittaciformes, Psittaculidae. Gene Ontology annotation, cellular component: cytoplasm. Gene Ontology annotation, biological process: L-histidine catabolic process. The transcript is spliced from 20 exons. The record is from RefSeq and is a predicted model, not a curated record. Gene Ontology annotation, molecular function: histidine ammonia-lyase activity.
AGUCUGGGGGAGAAAGCAUGCCGAGAUACACAGUACAUGUCCGAGGAGAAUGGCUGGCAGUGCCAUGUCAAAGCAGCACCAGCACAGUUGGGUGGCUGGGAAAGGAAGCUGUGAGACGGUACAUGAAGAACAAACCAGACAACGGGGGAUUUGCCUCAGUAGAAGAAGUAAAAUUUUAUGUUCGAAGGUGCAAGGGACUUGGCUUGCUGGAUCUUGAAGAUACAGUGGAGGAUGCUCUGGAAGAUAAUGAAUUUGUUGAAGUUGUUAUAGAAGGAGAUAUAAUGUCUCCAGAUUUCAUACCAUCUCAGCCAGAAGGAGUUCAUUUAUACAGCAAAUACCGAGAACCAGAACAGUAUAUUUUUUUAGAUGGCAACAGUUUAACAACAGAAGACUUGGUCAAUUUAGGAAAGGGGCUCUACAAGAUCAAGCUCACCCCUGAAGCUGAAGCAAAAGUCAAUGAAUCACGAGAAGUGAUUGAAAGGAUCGUAAAGGAACAGACAGUUGUUUAUGGAAUCACCACUGGGUUUGGGAAGUUUGCCAGGACAGUCAUCCCAAACAGUAAGCUGAGGGAGCUUCAAGUGAACUUGGUUCGCUCACAUUCAGCAGGUGUGGGGAAACCUUUGAGCCCAGAGAGAUCUCGCAUGCUGCUGGCGCUGAGAAUUAACGUCCUGGCAAAAGGAUACAGUGGAAUAUCCCUAGAAACGCUCCAGCAAGUUAUUGAAGCAUUUAAUGCAUCCUGCCUUCCUUAUAUCCCAGAAAAAGGGACAGUUGGAGCCAGUGGAGACUUGGCCCCCCUCUCUCAUCUUGCUCUGGGAUUAAUUGGAGAGGGAAAAAUGUGGUCCCCAAAGAGUGGCUGGGCUGAUGCUAAAUAUGUCCUGGAAGCCCAUGGUCUGAGACCAAUUACCUUGAAACCAAAAGAGGGUCUGGCUCUCAUCAAUGGAACACAAAUGAUCACCUCACUGGGAUGUGAAGCGGUUGAAAGGGCUGGUGCUAUAGCUAGACAAGCUGACAUAAUUGCUGCACUUACACUUGAAGUCUUGAAGGGUACAACAAGGGCCUUUGACACUGAUAUCCAUGCAGUGCGCCCACACCGAGGGCAGGCUGAAGUGGCAUUUCGAUUCAGGUCCCUCCUAGAUUCUGACCAUCACCCAUCAGAAAUAGCAGAGAGCCAUAGAUUCUGUGACCGAGUUCAGGAUGCAUACACAAUGCGCUGCUGCCCUCAGGUGCAUGGAGUUGUAAAUGAUACAAUUGCUUUUGUGAAGAACAUCAUGAUGACUGAAAUCAAUAGUGCCACGGACAACCCUAUGGUGUUUGCUGAAAGAGCAGAGACCAUAUCUGGAGGAAAUUUUCAUGGUGAAUAUCCUGCAAAGGCUCUGGACUACUUGGCAAUUGGUGUGCAUGAACUCGCUGCAAUCAGUGAAAGAAGAAUUGAGAGGCUCUGUAACCCCUCACUCAGUGAACUGCCUGCAUUUUUAGUCACUGAAGGAGGUCUGAACUCUGGCUUCAUGAUAGCACACUGCACAGCAGCUGCCCUGGUUUCUGAGAACAAAGCCUUGUGCCACCCCUCUUCUGUCGAUUCUCUCUCGACCAGUGCUGCUACAGAGGAUCAUGUGUCCAUGGGAGGAUGGGCUGCAAGAAAAGCCUUGAGAGUUAUUGAACAUGUGGAACAAGUUCUGGCUAUCGAGCUGCUCGCAGCCUGCCAGGGCAUUGAAUUCCUACGCCCUCUGAGAACAACCACCCCAUUGGAGAAGGUCUAUGACCUUGUGCGCUCCGUUGUGAGGCCUUGGAUAAAGGAUCGCUUCAUGGCCCCAGACAUCGAAGCAGCUCACAGGCUGCUUGUGGAGCAGCAGGUGUGGGAAGUGGCUGAACCUUACAUUGAAAAGUACAGGAGGGAACACGUCCCUGAAUCGAGACCCAUUUCACCAACAGCUUUCUCCCUGGGAUUGCUGGAUCAUAUGGGUAUUGAUCAUGACCACAGGCAUCAGGAAGACCUUUAAGAGAGCAGAUCCUUUCCAGGACUUUGCCUGAGGGUAGCUGUUCUGUUUGAACUCAGUGUGGUUUCUUUAGGUGAACCAAAGGACCUCACUGUGUAGCUCAGAAGCACAUAUAGAUAGUAAAGAAAUGUCUCACUACUUUCCUUACAUGUGAAAGACAGCCUAUCGUGAGAGUGUGGUUUUGACUGAAUUUCCUGAGCAUCUAACACAAGGUAUUAAUGGAUGUUCUGUACAGGGCCUCCUGUAUUUGCUUUGUCAGCUGUUCUCUCAUUUUCUCCUCAUCUGUGCCAAUGAUACCAAACAACCUACAUUUCAUAUUCUCGCCUUUGUUUUUGUUCCUUGGAGUAACUGCUGUGGUCCCCUUCAUUCUGCCUCAACAAAGUUAUCUUAAGGAGACUUAAUUCUCCUCUCUCUUGAAGAUCAUGUGUGAGGUACAGGUUCUUGUGUGAAAGGAGCAUUUUUAGAGCAGGUGCUUCAUAUAAAUCACAAAAGCUGUAUGCAUGAAAAUGCACUUUGAAGGUUAUUGCUCCAGAACAAAUAUGUUGUAUUCUGGUGAUGAGCUACACUCGAUGCAGCUUUCCAAGAGCUAUGAGCUCACACCCGCAAUAAAUAA